CGAACACUUCAACUGAAGUAACAUACGAGGGGUGAGGGUCGCGACAUUCGAAGGGUGAUGCCUCCAGACAUGGCAAUCUCGAUGCGCCACUCGAAGCUGAAGGCGGAGGAGGCGGCCCUCCUCGCGGGCGAGGUCAACAAGCCCUCCUGGGAGUCCCGGAACGAGGGCAUCCACGAGAGAGUCAGCUUCGAAGACUCCAUCUGGGGGUUCGACCUUGCAGGUGGCUCGUAUUACAAGACUCCUUUGAGGGUUACUUAUGUGAAACCAGACAGCCGCGCGUCCAAAGCCGGCAUCAGGGCGGGAGACAAGCUCCUGCGCAUCAACGACAUUGAUACCUCGACGCUCACCAUCCAGGAGGCCCACGAGAUCAUCAUCGAGUCCGGGAUCCACCUCAAGCUGGCUGUCACGGCGCCCGAAGACGAAGAGGAUGCGUAUUACUGCUAUGAAGACCCGAUUGAUGAUGGAUACGACAGCGAGGAGGAAAGAAGGAAAGAGGCUGAGAGGGCGAAAAAGAGACAAGUGCAUGCACGAGUCAGCUCGUAUUGGAGCCUCCAGUGGCCUUGGGUCAGCAAACGAAGGGUGAUAUACAGGGAGUCCAACUGUUUCAUGGUGCCUAGCAAGUACGAGGGCAAACACAAAGAUAAAUUCACACCAUUACCAGCUCUUAGAUAUUCAGACGAUGUUGUUCUUGACAGCAUGAAGAAUAUUAAAUUAAACGACACCGUGGAAACCCUGGUAAACAACUUGAGUUCUGUUAAGGAUGUAAAUAAUUCUGAAGAUACUGAUGGAUCAGAAAAACUUAAGCAGGAUACUUCUAAAGAUUCCAUUAGUAAUGGCGUUGAAGAACCUCUAUCUAAUGGUGUUGAUGAAACAGCACAACCAAAUGUGCUCAACGGUGAUGCAGAACAGAAAGAAACUACCAUUGAUAGCAAACACACAAAUGGUAACCUACACAAUAUACCUGAAGAUGACGAAGAAAGAAACAUUGAAUCUCCAGAAGUUCAAGAAAAUUCUAGAGAAGAAGAUAGUAUCCAAGAAAUUUCUGAGGCUGAUAGCGAGAAUAUUGAAGAAGUAAAGAGUAAGCCAGUGGUAGAUUUAGCUAAUGAACUAAAUGGCGAUGUCGAGCCUAAAGAUGAUGACGUCAUAGAUGACGUUUUGAAUAGUAAUACCGAUGUAUCAGAAAUGGAAGAAGACAAGAUUCUUGACAGCAUUUUAAGCGACAGUGAAGACACGACAGACAAAACAUAA
Messenger RNA from Ostrinia nubilalis (European corn borer), 1248 nucleotides. RefSeq lists its product as uncharacterized. Bases 58 to 1248 code for a protein of 396 amino acids. Gene Ontology annotation, biological process: actin cytoskeleton organization; muscle structure development. Gene Ontology annotation, molecular function: actin binding; muscle alpha-actinin binding. Gene Ontology annotation, cellular component: stress fiber; Z disc; filamentous actin. NCBI's taxonomy places the organism in Eukaryota, Metazoa, Arthropoda, Insecta, Lepidoptera, Crambidae. The record is from RefSeq and is a predicted model, not a curated record. The transcript has 7 exons.